Messenger RNA from Lethenteron reissneri (Far Eastern brook lamprey), 2298 nucleotides. RefSeq names its product iroquois-class homeodomain protein irx-4-A-like. Gene Ontology annotation, cellular component: nucleus. Gene Ontology annotation, biological process: regulation of transcription by RNA polymerase II; neuron differentiation; cell development. Lineage: Eukaryota; Metazoa; Chordata; Hyperoartia; Petromyzontiformes; Petromyzontidae. Gene Ontology annotation, molecular function: RNA polymerase II cis-regulatory region sequence-specific DNA binding; DNA-binding transcription factor activity, RNA polymerase II-specific. The record is from RefSeq and is a predicted model, not a curated record.
UUUCGCGCGUUCUGUGUGUUUGUGUAUGACUUACAGCUGCGUUGUAGGGUUGGUAAAUAUAUUUUUGUGUGUCCGUUUAAUUAUUUUUUAGCAUAUUAUCCUUCAUAACGAGAAUCCGUGCUUACUUAUAUACACACACACGCGCGCGCGGCUUUGGCUGGCAAGCCGAAUUGAACAGCGUUCCAACAAUUUUUUUUCUCUCUUUCCGUGAAUAUAAAUUAUAAUUUUUUUGGUGCUUCUAAAUAUCCCAACUGGCAGAGUGGAAUCGUGAGACAUUAUUUAGUAGCAAGUCAGCGCAGCCCCCGCUGUGCCUCCCUCUACUCUCCUCUCUCUCUCUCUCUCGCCGCCUUUGUCUCUCUCGUUUUUAUUUUGCGAGUCUUUAAACUCCAACAACAACAACAACGACGACGCGUUGUAUAAUGAGCUAAGCAAUCUGAAAAGACGAUGUCAUAUACACAGUUCGGAUACCCCUACACCACUACUACACAGCUCCUCGUUUCCUCGCCUCCCUCCUCCUCCUCCGUCAUCCCGGGCAUCAUCAGCGGCAUCAGCAACAACAACAGCAGCAUUCUCAGCAGCAGCAACAACAGCAACAACAACAGCAACAACAACAGCAGCAGCAACAGCAGCAGCAGCGGCGGCGGUGGCAUCAUUAGCCCUCCCUGCUACGACAGCAACAACAGCAGCAACAUCAACAACAGAGGUUCAAAUUCCGCCCCGGCGGACGGCACCACAGGUUCGACUCCGGGUUCGCGAGUGGCCACGGGACCGGCCACCCCUCCUCCGCUUCACCCGUCGGCCGUGGCUGCCCCCACGGUCUGCUGCUCCCCGUACAACAGCCGACUGUUGGCCUCGGCGGCUGCCCGAGGGGACCUCACGGCCCUCGGGGUCUAUGGGGGUUCGUACGCAGCGGCAGCCGCGGCACAGGGAUACGGGAAUUACGUCCCCUACGGAGCGGAGCCGUCUGCCUUCUAUUCGCCGCUGACCUCUCCGUAUGAGAUCAAAGACUCGAACGGAUCUCUGCACACAGGACUUCCCCAGGCCACGAGCUACUAUCACUACGACGGGGCGCUAAACCAGUACCAGUAUAGCAGGUACGGUGGCGUGGAUCUGAGCGCGGGCACGCGUCGCAAGAACGCGACGCGCGAGACGACGGCGACGCUCAAGGCGUGGCUCUACGAACAUCGCAAGAACCCGUACCCCACCAAGGGCGAGAAGAUCAUGCUGGCCAUCAUCACCAAGAUGACCCUGACGCAGGUCUCCACGUGGUUCGCCAACGCUCGCCGGCGUCUCAAGAAGGAGAACAAGAUGACGUGGUCGCCGCGGAGCCGGCCCGGCGAUGAGAGUGGAGGGAAAGAUGAAUGCCGGAGGGAUGUGGACCGCGAACAGCAGCAGCAGGAGGAGGAGGAGGAUGAGGAACAGGAGGCUGCUGCUGCUGCUGCGGCGGUGGUGGUGGACAAGAGAGGAGUCGUGAAGUGUUUUGUGUCAGACCACAACGGUGAGAAAGACCACGGCAAGGGGCACGUUCUGAGCGACCUGGAAGACCUCGACGACGUCGAUUCGGACCACCUGGGUGACGACGAGCUGGAGGAAGGUGGACACCUCCAAGCGAAGCGCUUCCACAAGUCCCAGUGCAAGAACUACCCACCGCUAGCGGUGGUGGACGCAUCAUCCAUCAACACCUCCUCCAUCGCUGCCUCCAACACAUCCACCACGAACAACAACAACAACAUCAUCAUCAGCGGCAGCGGAGGAGGAGGAGGCAGCGGCGUUCAACAGACUUCCGAAAGCAUCAAAAGCGUGUUCGCUCUGAGUUGUGGCGAGCCACAAGACAAUCUGCAACUUUACGACUCUACCGAUCAGCAGCAGCAUCAGCAACAACAUCACCACCACCACCAUCAGCACCAUCACCAGCAUCAUCAGGCGGUCAGCGGUGGUGCCAAGUCGCUGUUGCCGAUUGCGUCGGAGAAGCCACGGAUUUGGUCUCUGGCCCACACGGUCUCCAGCUGCGACUCCAAAUACCCAUCGUGUGCAGCGCUUCAACAGUUGCAGCAACAGCAGCAACAGCAGCAGCAGUCGCCUCUGAGCGGCUCGCAGGCAACAGCAGGCACGCUGCUGCAGAGACACCAAAAGUUCCACGCAACCUUGUCGCAGUUGUCACCGCCGUGUUCCGAGCCCGUCGGCUCGUGGCGGCAAGUUGCCGCGGCCGCGUCACCCGAGCAACUUUUGUUGAAAGCAGCCGAACAGAACGGACUGGGCUCCUACCUUCUCGCAAUUGGUGUGAUGUGUGUCAAGUAA